AUGUAUCGGAAAUACAGUAAAAUACAUUACUUUUUGGAUUCAUAUACAGUAAAAUACAUUACUAUGGGAUUCAUAUACGGCGCCUUUUUGGAUGCAAAGAAAGAGAUCUCAGCCAAGUUUGAAAAUGAACAACAAGAAUCUUGUUUUCAAGAAGUGUUGGAUAUAGUGGAUAAAAGAUGGGACAACAAAUUGAAGAGGCCACUACAUAGGGAUGGAUACUUCUUAAAUCCAUACUACUUUUAUGAAAACAAGCUACAAAUUUUGUUGGAUCCAACAUUUAAAGAUGGGGUUGUCAGUUGCAUGGGAAAAAUGGUGGAAGAUGUUCGCCUUCAAGACAAAAUCACAGAUGAACUUAAGGCAUAUCAAGGCGAAGAGGGGUCAUUUGGAAGAGACAUUGCUAAAAGGCAGCGGAAAAACAAAAACUUUGAUCCAGCUGAUUGGUGGUCCAAUCAUGGGUCAAGUGCACCAAAUCUCAGGGUAUUGGCGAUGCGGAUUUUGAGUUUGACAUGCAGCUCCUCGGCUUGUGAGAGGAAUUUCAGUGUUUUUCAGCAGAUUCACACAAAAAGACGCAACAGGCUACUUCAUGACAAAAUGAGAGACCUUGUGUUCAUCAAGUUCAACUCCAAACUAAAGGAAAAGAGAGGGAUGAAAAACAGGGACCCAAUUGAGGACCACACAUUUGUAGAUGUUGUAGAAGAUGAAGGUAAUGAGUGGAUUACUGGUGUUGUGUCUGUUGAAGGAGUGCAAACAGGAGUUGAACCUGAAGAUGUACAAGUUGCACAAUCAACAUCAGGAGGAGAAGUUGCUCCAUCAAAAAGAAAGAUAAUGUCUCAAUCUCGUCCUAGGAAGAAGAAGAAGUUGCUUCCUAUUUAUCGUGAUGAUGAGUUGCAAUCAGCUGAGUCUUCUUCUGAACCGGAAGAUGAUGAAAUGCAUUUACCAGUGAGUGAUUCUGAAUAA
This is a messenger RNA of Triticum turgidum subsp. durum (durum wheat), 957 nucleotides long. The record is from the annotation of a GenBank genome assembly. NCBI's taxonomy places the organism in Eukaryota, Viridiplantae, Streptophyta, Magnoliopsida, Poales, Poaceae.